Messenger RNA from Neoarius graeffei (lesser salmon catfish), 4653 nucleotides. It is a transcript of the gene pard3bb, whose product is annotated as par-3 family cell polarity regulator beta b. Gene Ontology annotation, biological process: establishment of centrosome localization; intracellular protein localization; establishment or maintenance of epithelial cell apical/basal polarity. The record is from RefSeq and is a predicted model, not a curated record. Bases 365 to 4000 code for a protein of 1211 amino acids. Gene Ontology annotation, cellular component: adherens junction; apical plasma membrane; cell cortex. The transcript is spliced from 24 exons. Gene Ontology annotation, molecular function: phosphatidylinositol binding; protein binding. Lineage: Eukaryota; Metazoa; Chordata; Actinopteri; Siluriformes; Ariidae.
GAGGAGGAUCGGGUCGGGUCGGAUCGGAUCGGAUCGGGUCCGGGAGAGCAGCCGAGUGACGAAAGAGAAAAUAUUGAUGCAAAACAAAGCUGAGAUUAAUAGAAGCCGUUUGUAAACACAUGUUUGUGGCUGUGUGAGUGGGACAGUUGGACUUUUUAACCCCAAUGUGGACUAAUAGAGGAUGAGCGGUGCUGCAGAGGCGGGCAGCGCGGAUCAGAGCAGGCUUUUACCGCUGUGACCCCAGCAGGCAGCCGCUCUGCCUCUUCCUUCCCCCAGGGCUCGGCUUCCAGUCCGCACUCCUGUGGGCUCCUGGUGAAUUCUACGCCACCACCACCACCUUCUUUCACCCGUUUUGUAAUUAAAGAUGAAGGUAACGGUCACCUUCGGCCGCACCGGUGUGGUGGUGCCCUGUAAGGAAGGCUGGACCGUUCGAGACCUAAUUCAUCAAGCCACACAGAGAUACAGGAAACUGCUUGAACAGGAGGGAGACUUCAUGGUGCGGACCCACCACGUCGAGUACUGCGAUGGGGGAAUUCUGGAUCCCGAUGAUGUGCUUUCGGAUCUAGUGGAAGACAAGGACAAGCUGAUCGCAGUGUACGAGGAACAAGAGGCCCGGCAAAGGGGAGCGACGAGUCCCGCAAACAGCAGCAUCGGCGUCGUUAACAUCAAUACGAACGGCGGUGGCGCUCCAGGACAGCCGAGCCCUGAGCCCUACGACGCCGAACUGGCCUGUUUCCAGCCAAUCCGAGGAGGAGAGAUCGAAGUCAACUCCUCCGCCCUUAAAGCCAGCACACCUCUCAUGGUGAGGAGCAGCAGUGACUCAGCUCUGGGCCCGUCGGGAGAGAACGGACCUGCACCCAGCGAGGCUGAUAUGGACCAACGCUCAACAGACGUGUCCAACAGCAAAGCGUCUCCCUUCAUGCUCAGCCUCACGAAGACCGUGGAGAUUUCAGGAGAACACGGGCCUCUUGGGAUACACGUAGUGCCCUAUUGCUCCUCUCUCAGUGGAAGGGCUCUGGGUCUGCACAUUCGGAGUGUGGAUGAGAACAGCCGCUCCAAAAGAGAAGGCAUCUUCCAGGAUGAUGACUGCAUCAUCAAGAUCAACGACACCGAGCUGAUGGACAAGUCCUUUUCACAGUCACAGGAAGUGUUCCGGCAGGCCAUGCGCUCGCCUGCUGUACGUUUAGAGGUUCUCCCCAUGGCCAAUAAAGAGCGUUUUGAGAAGAACCUCAUUGGCCACCUUUUCAGCGCUGACAGCCAUGAUGGUACUCCCCGGCCCAAAGAGCCUCCUCCUCUGAAGGUGAAGCCCAUGGUGAGACCUGCGGAGUCCUCCUCCGGCAGACAAGCCGGACCUCAGGAGAGCAGCAGCACCAAUGUGGAGAGCCGUUCUCUUGGUUCCCCUCUUCCCAUCGGUCUUUACCCAAGGGGCAAGAGCAGCAGCCCGCUACUCAAAAAGAGCCACACCAUCUCACCUCUGGUUGGGUUCUCCUCCAAGAAGGGAGGCAAGAGACUCAAAAUUGAUCUGAAGAAAGGUCCAGAGGGUUUGGGCUUCACCGUGGUAACCAGAGACUCGUCAGUGUAUGGGCCCGGUCCCAUCCUCGUCAAAAACAUCCUCCCUCGAGGAGCCGCUGUUAAGGAUGGCCGAUUGCAGUCUGGAGACAGAAUCUUAGAGGUGAAUGGUGUGGAUAUCACGGGCCGGACCCAGGAGGAGCUGGUGGCCAUGUUGCGCAGCACGAAGCAGGGAGACGGUGUGUGUCUGGUGGUGGCGAGGCACGAGGAGUUAUUCCUGCCCCGAGAGCUGAAAGAAGAACCGGUGCGUGCCGCUCUGCCUGAGGAAGGGAAGGAGCAGCUGAUGUUCGAAGUGCCUCUGAACGACUCGGGUUCAGCUGGCCUGGGUGUCAGCCUUAAAGGCAACAAGUCUCGUGAGACUGGUGAAGACCUGGGCAUCUUCAUCAAGUCUAUCAUCCAUGGAGGAGCUGCUUAUAAGGACGGUCGCCUGCGUGUCAACGACCAGCUGCUUGGGGUGAACGGAGAGUCACUCUUGGGAAAGUCCAACCACGAGGCUAUGGAGACACUGCGCAGGUCCAUGUCCAUGGAGGGGAACCUCAGAGGGAUGAUCCAGCUUGUUGUUCUCCGAGCUGUUCUGCCCUCCAACCAGGAGUACCCGGACUCGCGGAGAAUCCUCAAUCGAUCCUUUGAUAGCUGUGUGGGCCAGGCUGCACUCUUCAGCCAAUCAGAGAGCCCUGUGCAGCCCCAUAUGGUGAUGAACAACGUCUUUGAGCGCUCUGUGGUUUCAAAUGGAGGUUACGGUGAAGAGGUAGCAUUCAGUCCUUAUAGGCAGAAUGGAGACCUGAAUGGAGGCUUGAACCAUCAGCCCCAACAGAGUUUGGAGUGGGACUCAGGCCCUUGCUCAGCUGAAAGUUCUCUGACUUCUCAGGCUCCUCAGGGUAUGAUGGAGCAUCAUCACAUCAAAUCUUCCAAAAGCAUGGACCUGGUUGCAGAUGAAAGCAAAGUGGGAAGCCUGGCGGGGCAAAAGUCAGGUUUCUCUGGUGUGGAGCUGGGUCCGACUCUGGGCCUGAAGAAGUCCAGUUCUCUGGAGAGUCUUCAGACGGCCGUGUCUGAGGCUCAGAAGAAUGACCUGCUGCUCUUCCACAGGCCUCGUGGUCACAUGGUGAGGGGCCGUGGCUGCAACGAGAGCUUCCGUGCCGCCAUUGACAAAUCAUACGAUGGCCCGGCUGAGGAGGACGAUGAUGAGGGCUCAGAGGUGAGCUCAGGACGGGACACCCCAGCGAGCAGCUCGUCACGCCAGGGGCUGGGAGACAACGACGAGAACAAGAAGGAUAAGAAGAAGAAAGCCAAGGGAAAGAAGAAAGACAAGUUGAAGAGCAAAGGGAAGGACAAAGACAAAAAGAAAGCAGAGGAUGCCACAGAGGAUCCAGAAAAGAAGACCAAGAAGAAGGGAUUUGGACUGCUGAGGUUUGGAAAGAAGAAGGAAGAGAAGAGUAAAGGUGAGAACAAGGCAAGCACACCUAAGCAUGCGUCAGAAAUGCUAAGUGAGGAGGAGUUGGAGAGGAUGAAAGAAGAGAGGGAGAGGAUUGAAGCAAAGCACCAGGAACUGAGAGAUCGACAGGCUCGAGACCGCUUUGUUCCUCCGGAUGUAGAGGAUGACGACGUGGACCCCAACUACGCCCAGAUCAACACAUUCAGAGGACGCUUAUCUCCUUCUCAGUCUCCAUACGGGACCCGCAGCUCAUCGCCUCAGAGAGCCACACACCUCACCAACCACAGCCGAGAGCCGUCAAGUGAAGAUCCGCUCGAUGGCCUCUACGCAAAGAUCAACAAACCGAGAGGCCCAACCGCACACGGAGCUGACAGUAUGGACCGUAUCCAGCAGCUGCGCAGAGAGUAUCAGCAGGCUCGGAGAGAGGGAGCUGCUCCAGCCUACGAAGAGUUUGAGGCUCGACGCCAAGGCUCCGAGUACGACCCACAUCGGAUUCCUGUCAGGAGUCCUGACCCCAGACUGGCUCCCCGCUAUGAGGAUGUGGAGCGCCAGUAUGCUUCCCUGCCCAGGUAUGCCCACUCAUCUGCCCAUCCAAUAAGAGAGGACAGUGAUGGAAAGAUCAGCAAUGAGAGAAGUGCCGGGGAGCGUGAGAGAAAGAGAAGGGGUCCUAUGGAUCCUACUGAGUACCUAGGACAGGCUUGGCCUGGGCACAGAGACCCUGCUCACUAUACCACCCCACAGCCAGGCUACCACCCCAACUACCCCCAUCGCCCCCUGGACCCUCGGCACAACGACCCAGGCUUUUACCACCCCCACCCUCCGCAGAGAGGCCCCUUGCGCCAGGAUGUGCCCCCGUCACCCCCUGUGCCCCUCCGAGGAGCUCGGUACGACACCAUGAACCGCGGAGGCUUCCGACACACUAGUCCAGAGCGCUUUGCCUACGCAGAUGGACGCCAUCCUGAUCCGAGACAGAAGAACGCCAUGACUGCAGCUGUUUAAGCACAGCCUGGUAUCCGACAUGUAAAGAACCACACAGCAGCACAGUGUUCAUCAUCUUUCCAUGUUGUUUAUGUGCUUGACCGAUAGUUCACUCUGCCUUAUCCUGAGUGACUUGCUGCCCAAGGCCACAUCUUUAAAAAAAAAAAGCUGAUAAUACAUUCCUGUCUUCCUGCCAAGUGAGCGUUAAUGGAGCUAGACUCAAGAGCUCUUCUUUUUCUUCAAAUCUGUGAGUCGAACCACAAAGGGAGGGUGGACGCGUACGAGCAUACACGCGUCAACUUCCAAGUGGAGCGAGAUUCCCAUGGUACUAUGCUUAAAUGAGUCGAGGUUUGCAUGCUUCUCCACAUAACAGAAAUGUAAUCCCAUUCCUCUUUGGUAUUCAUCAACUCAAUCUUAAGUGUGUACUCUGGACUUCUUUCCAAUCCAGUGCACAGAGUGCUGUACGUUAGUGCUGUUAGAUUUGAGCUAACCCCUUCAACUCCCAUUCUUUCUUAAUCUUAAUGCAUAUUAUUCAGUAAAUAAAAUGAAACCAUUAUAGAAGGCAGAUGGAUAGGUGAGUCAGGAUGCACAGAUGGGUUCUGGGAUUUUAAGGGGUUAAAGUGGCAUUCCACCAUUGGAUGUAUUUUUUGGCAUAAAAUAAAAUAUAUUUUAUG